Messenger RNA from Ascochyta rabiei, 723 nucleotides. RefSeq lists its product as uncharacterized. The coding region runs from base 1 to 723 and encodes 240 amino acids. The transcript has 3 exons. Gene Ontology annotation, cellular component: extracellular region. Lineage: Eukaryota; Fungi; Ascomycota; Dothideomycetes; Pleosporales; Didymellaceae. Gene Ontology annotation, biological process: pectin catabolic process. Gene Ontology annotation, molecular function: pectate lyase activity. The record is from RefSeq and is a predicted model, not a curated record.
AUGCGUUUUGAGCAUGCUAUCAUCACUGCGGCGAUUUCCGGUCUAGCGGCUGGUCAGACGCUGAAUAUCCCCACUCGAGUCGGAUCUAUUGUAUCUCUUGCGUCUCCCAGCGUCAUCUCGGGCUCCAAGGACUUGGGAAACAAGGAGUAUGAUCGUGGCCGUUCUUGCGACACAGACGCCGAUACCGGCAGCGAUAGCGCAGUCUUCAUUCUUGAGAACGGCGCGACGCUGAGUAACGUCAUCAUCGGUACCAACCAGCUUGAAGGCAUUCAUUGCAAAGGCGCCUGCACUUUGAAGAACGUAUGGUUUAGGGAUGUCUGCGAGGAUGCCAUUUCGGCGCUCGGAACAGGAGAUGUUCUCAUUGAAGGUGGCGGAGCUCAAGAAGCAAAGGACAAGGUCGUCCAGCACAACGGUCGUGGCACUGUUACCAUCAAGAACUUUACUGUCGUGAACGCUGGAAAGCUCUACCGUGGCUGUGGAGACUGCACGAACAACGGAGGCCCUCGCAACGUUGUCAUCUCGGGAGUCAAGGCCAAAGGUGUCUCUGAGCUCGUUGGCAUCAACUCUAACUACGGUGACACUGCAAACAUCCAGAGCUCGUGCGGAUCUGGCGUUAAGAAGGUCUGCCAGGAGUACAAGGGUGUCAACAAGGGUGACGGUGAUAGCAGCAAGGUCUCCACUACCGCAAACUGUAAGGGACAGACGAGCUUCUCAGCUUGCUAG